Molecule: messenger RNA, 2633 nt
Organism: Solea senegalensis (Senegalese sole)
Lineage: Eukaryota; Metazoa; Chordata; Actinopteri; Pleuronectiformes; Soleidae
Product: poly(rC)-binding protein 4-like
Exons: 14
Coding region: 277-1650 (457 amino acids)
Biological process (GO): negative regulation of mRNA splicing, via spliceosome
Cellular component (GO): nucleus; cytoplasm
Molecular function (GO): mRNA binding
Source: RefSeq, a predicted model, not a curated record
CUCUCUCUCUCACUGUGUCUCUCUCCCCUCCUCAGCGCACAGGCGCCCUGCACUCCGCUCUGCUGACACACCGCGAGGACAGUCCGCACUCCGUCGUCCGCGUCAUUACACUCUAUAUGGAUGCAAAGCCCGGUCACACGCACACAUACAUGGGGAUACUUUAGUGCAAACUGCAGCCUGCGACCUUACGAACUGAGAACUAAAGGACACUGAAGAGCCAGAGAACCAGCGCUGGCCCUCGUUUGACUCCGUGUGACCAGCGAAUGAGCCUUGUUCAUGCGUCUCCCUGCAUGCCACUCCCACAUCACUAUGAACUGUGAGCAGGACUUUGGGGACGGGGGCUUGGGAGUGACCCUCACGUUACGACUGCUCAUGCAUGGAAAGGAGGUCGGCAGCAUCAUAGGAAAGAAAGGAGAGACCGUGAAACGAAUACGAGAAGAGAGCACUGCUCGAGUCAACAUCUCAGAGGGAUCCUGUCCAGAGAGGAUCAUCACCAUCACCGGCUCCACAGACAGCGUCUUCAGAGCUUUCACCAUGAUCACAUACAAACUUGAGGAGGACCUGACUGCACUGGUGGCCAACGGCACCAUAAGCUCCAAGCCACCGGUGACCCUGCGGCUGGUCAUACCUGCCAGCCAGUGUGGCUCCCUCAUCGGAAAGGGAGGAGCAAAGAUAAAGGAGAUCAGAGAGAGCACUGGAGCUCAGAUACAGGUGGCAGGGGAUUUGCUGCCCAACUCCACUGAGCGAGGGGUGACGAUAUCUGGUAAUCAGGACUCUGUAAUCCAGUGUGUCAAGCUCAUCUGCACAGUAAUCCUGGAGUCUCCUCCAAAGGGAGCCACCAUCCCAUAUCGACCGAGUCCCUCACCAGCUGCCCUCCUCAUUGCAGGAAAUCAGGUGUUUGAGGCGUCAGAGUUUGCGCCCCACCCUCUGUACUCUGUUACCCAGGGCGGCCUGGACCUCCAGCAGGCCUAUACUUUGCAAAACCAAUAUGGCAUUCCACACUCAGAGCUGGCCAAGCUACAUCAGCUGUCAAUGCAGCAAGGUCUGAGUCCCAUUGCCCAGCCUGCUUCGACUAUCAUACCUGGGAUGGACUCGAACUCCCAGACAUCUCAGGAGCUGCUCAUCCCCAAUGAUCUGAUCGGCUCCAUCAUCGGUCGUCAGGGCACCAAGAUCAACGAGAUCCGGCAGGUGUCGGGGGCUCAGAUCAAGAUUGGCAGCCAGCUGGACGGGACAAGUGACCGCCAUGUCACUAUCACAGGAACACCGGUCAACAUCAACCUGGCCCAGUACCUCAUUACCUCCUGUUUAGAGACAGCCAAAUCCACGGCCCAGGCCGCCACCAUGGCAACUCCUGUCGACCUCAACAUGGCCUUCACCCAGCCCACUUCCCCAGCUGCCUCCCCCACUCCCACCCUGGCUGCUAUGGGUGCACUGACCCCUCAUAUGUUGGCGAGCACCCCGUACGGUGCCAUGCCCCUCUCCGGCCUGCUGGGGGUGAAGUCCGUCCCCUUCCUGACUCUGUCCAGCCCCGCCCCAACCGUGGCUGCCACUGCAGCCCCCUCCCACUCCACUCUGGCUGCCUACACCGCCAAAAUCUCCUCAGCCAACUGCAUCAAAAAGCCAGAGAGACAGAAGUUCGCUCCUUACUGAUGUGGCCUCUGUGUCUGAGAGACGGAGGAGGGACGAGCGUGCAGUGUUACUUCCACAAACGCCUGAUGUAGCCAUAUACCCGCCGGCAGAGAUGCUCUUGACUUUUAACCUGUGAUGCACCAACAGAGACGAGACCAAUGGAGAUGUGGAUAAAGGUAUUUCAAGUUAUUUACGGUUAUAGAUAAGUUGUGAGUUUCCCAUGAAUUGAUGGACUGCUUUCAUUUGUCACCUCAUCACUGAUAUCGAUCCUUACACUGAACACAAAAAUGGACGUAGUGUUUUUUUCCAGUUGUAAAACAAACUCCCAUUGAGAAGCCUCGACUGACGCGGUGACAGACGUCACCUGUAACCACGCUCCCAUUGGACGAUGCUAGCUGUCAAUCACACUCAUAUGUGUCAUGCUUGAUUGUUUAUUGUCCUCUAAAUGGAAACGCCAUUAUCAAAACUGACAAGAAGAGCUGAAACUAGUGAUCGAGACCAUUAACUCCUCAGGAAAAUAUUUGCUGAUGUUAUAAAUCAAGUAAGUCGUCGAAGCUCAUUUUCCCAUAGACUGCCUUUUGCAACCAGUUGAAUCGCCCCCUGGUGGCUAACUGCUACUUCACUACGUCCAUUUUUGAAGACAGCAUAUGAAUUGAUCGCUAAAAAAAAACAAAAAAAGAAAAAGAAAAAAAAAACAUUGGUACCUCACUGAGAAACAUGUUUAAAUAACAGUUUUUAUACGUGUUUCUCCAGUGAGAGGUCAGCUAUGAGUAUUUAUCCUCCAAUAAAUUUGUAAAUUAUACUCAGAUGCUCUACUGUACAAUGCUUUUAUACAAUGUCUAUGUUUGCCUCAUAAAGUUUUUAAGAAAAUUUGUAAAUGUUUUUGGGGGGGGAUUUUUUUUUAAUAAUCUGUGCUACAGUACUGUACGUUACUGUUUGGUGUUAUGUUCAUUUUGUUGGAUUUUGUUUUGAAUGAGCAACUGGAUUAAUCUUUAUUUAUUAGU